AUGGAAGCAGGGGAAAACUGUUGCGUAAAAGUCGCGGUUCAUGUGCGGCCGUUAAUCGCCGACGAAAAGCUUCAAGGAUGCAAAGACUGUGUCACCGUCGUCUCCGGGAAGCCUCAGGUACAAAUUGGUGCUCACUCAUUUACAUUUGAUCAUGUCUACGGAAGCACUGGUUCUCCCUCGUGUAACAUGUUUGAUGAUUGUGUUGCUCCACUUGUUGAUGGUUUGUUUCAAGGAUAUAAUGCUACUGUUCUGGCAUAUGGUCAGACAGGUUCUGGGAAAACGUACACCAUGGGAACUGGCUUCAAAGAAGGUUUCCAAACUGGUGGAGUAAUACCCCAAGUUAUGAAUGUUUUGUUCAACAAAAUUGGGACCUUCAAGCACCAGACUGAAUUUCAGUUGCAUGUUUCCUUUAUUGAGAUUCUUAAAGAAGAAGUAAGAGAUUUACUGGAUCCCUCCCCCAUGGGGAAACCAGAAACUACAAAUGGACAUGCAGGAAAAAUGACAUCUCCUGUGAAGCCGCCAAUACAAAUUCGCGAGACAUCAAGUGGUGUUAUAACUCUUGCAGGAUCUACUGAAGUUAGUGUCACCACAUUAAAAGAAAUGGCUGCUUGCCUGGAACAAGGAUCCUUGAGUAGAGCAACUGGGAGCACAAAUAUGAAUAAUCAAUCCAGUCGAUCUCAUGCAAUCUUCACCAUCACAUUAGAGCAAAUGUGCAAGGCCAAGAAUCCUAAUGACAGCUGCUUAAAUGAUACUAUGAAUGACGAGUAUCUUUGUGCUAAGUUGCACUUGGUAGAUCUUGCCGGAUCAGAACGUGCUAAAAGAACAGGGUCUGAUGGUAUGCGUUUUAAGGAAGGCGUUCAUAUUAACAGAGGACUUCUAGCACUUGGUAAUGUUAUUAGUGCACUUGGUGAUGAAAAGAAGCGAAAGGAAGGCGUUCAUGUUCCAUAUAGGGACAGUAAACUUACUCGGCUUUUACAGGAUUCACUUGGGGGUAACAGCAGAACUGUCAUGAUAGCGUGCAUAAGUCCUGCUGAUAUUAAUGCUGAGGAAACCCUAAACACUUUGAAGUAUGCAAAUCGUGCACGCAAUAUCCAAAAUAAGCCUGUUGUCAACAGAGAUCCCAUGUCCAGUGAGAUGCUAAAAAUGAGACAAAAACUGGAGUAUUUGCAGGCAGAACUUUGUGCCCGUGCCGGUGGCUCAUCUGGGGAAGUUCAGGGUCUUAAGGAAAGGAUUGUUUGGCUUGAAGCUGCUAAUGAAGAUCUUUGCCGUGAACUUCAUGAACACCGUAGUAGAUGUUCUAUCUUAGAACUAAGUGAAAAGGAUGCUUAUGAUGGUGGCACAUGCAUUGUGAAGACGGAUGGGCUUAAGAGGACCUUACCUAUCAUAGUGGCUGAUUACCCAAUGAAUGAAACAGCAGCAGGUGAUUCAAAAGAAAUUGAAGAAGUAGAAAAAGAAUGGGAGCACAAACUUCUGCAAAAUAGUAUGGAUAGAGAGUUGCAUGAAUUGAAUAAACGCUUGGAGCAGAAAGAGUUUGAGAUGAAGCUGUUUGGAGUAUCCGAUGCUGAAAUACUCAAGCAACGCUUUGGAAGGAAGAUAAUGGAACUUGAGGAUGAGAAGAGAACAGUGCAGCGAGAAAGAGAUUGUCUUUUGGCUGAAGUUGAAAAUCUUGCUGCCAACUCUGAUGGACAAACACAGAAGUUAGAGGAUACCCAUUCCCAAAAAUUGAAAACACUUGAAGCACAAAUUUUGGAUCUGAAGAAGAAGCAAGAGAAUCAAGUCCAGCUUAUGAAGCAAAAGCAAAAAAGUGAUGAAGCAGCGAAGAGGUUGCAAGAUGAAAUACAGUCUAUAAAGGCCCAAAAGGUUCAAUUGCAACAAAAAAUAAAACAAGAAGCAGAACAGUUUCGACAGUGGAAGGCUUCUAGAGAGAAAGAACUGUUGCAAUUAAAGAAGGAGGGAAGAAAAAAUGAAUAUGAAAAGCACAAGCUGCAAGCUUUAAAUCAGCGUCAGAAAAUGGUCCUUCAAAGGAAAACUGAAGAAGCUGCAAUGGCAACCAAAAGGUUAAAGGAGUUGCUUGAAGCUCGUAAAACUUCCAGCCGAGACACUUUCGUUGCAACAAAUGGAAAUGGAACAAAUGGGCAGAGUAACGAGAAGUCCUUACAACGGUGGCUUGACCAUGAACUAGAAGUCACGGUAAAAGAACAUGAAGUUCGUUUUGAGUAUGAGAAACAGAGCCAAGUGCGAGCUGCCCUUGCAGAGGAGCUAGCCAUGCUGAAGCAUGUAAGUGAGUUUGCUGCUAAGGGUCUCAGUCCACCAAGAGGAAAGAACGGAUUUGCCAGGGCAUCCUCCAUGUCACCAAAUGCAAGAAUGGCUAGGAUAGCUUCACUUGAGAACAUGCUGAGUAUAUCCUCUAAUUCACUUGUAGCAAUGGCUUCUCAACUUUCCGAGGCAGAAGAACGAGAGAGGGCAUUCACUAAUCGUGGACGUUGGAAUCAGUUGCGAUCAAUGGGAGAAGCCAAGAAUUUGCUUCAAUAUAUGUUUAAUUCAGUUGGAGAUGCUAGGUGCCAACUCUGGGAGAAGGACAUGGAGAUCAGAGAAAUGAAAGAUCAAAUCAAAGAACUUGUUGGUCUUUUGCGCCAAAGUGAGAUGAAGAGAAAGGAAGCUGAGAAGGAGGUAAAAGGGAGAGAGCAAGCUGGCACAACCACAUUGGCUACUCCAGUAUCUGGAAAUUCUCCAAAUUCAUUGAAACAGUAUACUGAAGACAUGAAGGAACCUUUAUCUCCAAUGUCUGUGCCAAUACCAAGACAACUCAAAUAUACGCCAGGGGUUGCUAAUGGCUUGACGAGGGAAUCAGCUGCAUUUGUUGGUCAGGGUAGAAGGAUGAAACCCAUUGGGCAGCUGUCAAUGAAAAAACUAGCAAUUGUAGGACAAGCUUCUGGCAAGUUAUGGAGGUGGAAAAGAAGCCAUCAUCAGUGGCUACUACAAUUCAAGUGGAAGUGGCAGAAACCAUGGAGGCUUUCAGAAUGGAUUCGACACAGUGAUGAAACAAUCAUGAGAGCAAGACCACGCUCACAGGCUUUGCCACACAUGUGA
Molecule: messenger RNA, 3090 nt
Organism: Vicia faba (fava bean)
Lineage: Eukaryota; Viridiplantae; Streptophyta; Magnoliopsida; Fabales; Fabaceae
Source: the annotation of a GenBank genome assembly